Onychostoma macrolepis is the source of this 1044-nucleotide messenger RNA. RefSeq lists its product as uncharacterized. The record is from RefSeq and is a predicted model, not a curated record. The transcript is spliced from 2 exons. NCBI's taxonomy places the organism in Eukaryota, Metazoa, Chordata, Actinopteri, Cypriniformes, Cyprinidae. Gene Ontology annotation, molecular function: catalytic activity. Bases 1 to 1029 code for a protein of 342 amino acids.
AUGGCCUGCACCCCAGCAGAGUCGGAGCCGAACUCCUUGAGGUCAACAUAUAAAUUUAAUGUAGGAUCUAGAAAAAAUCUGAUCGUGAUUAAACCUGAAAAAUGCAAAAUAAAUGAACAAAAACAAUUUCUAAAGCUUGGGCUCCUAAACAUUAGAUCACUCGCACCCAAAGCAGUUAUUGUAAAUGAAAUGAUCACAGAUAAUAGUUUUGAUGUACUUUGUUUGACUGAAACCUGGCUUAAACCAAAUGAAUAUUUUGGUCUAAAUGAGUCUACUCCACCAAGCUACUGUUAUAAACAUGAACCCCGUCAGACUGGUCGUGGCGGUGGUGUCGCGACAAUAUAUAGUGAUUUUCUCAAUGUUACUCAGAAAACAGGAUACAGGUUUAACUCAUUCGAAAUACUUCUACUUAAUGUUACACUGUCAGAUAUGCAAAAGAAAUCUCUCCUAUCUCUUGCUCUGGCUACUGUGUAUAGACCACCAGGGCCAUAUACAGAAUUCCUAAAAGAAUUUGCAGAUUUCCUCUCAGAUCUAUUGGUUAAUGUUGAUAAAGUGCUAAUUGUCGGAGAUUUUAACAUUCACAUUGAUAAUACAAAUGAUGCGUUAGGACUUGCGUUUACUGACCUAAUAAACUCUUUUGGAGUCAAGCAAAAUGUCACCGGGCCCACUCAUCGUUUUAAUCAUACGCUAGAUUUAAUUAUAUCGCAUGGAAUUGAUCUUACUGAUAUAGAUAUCGUACCUCAAAGUGAUGAUGUUACUGAUCAUUUCCUUGUAUCGUGCAUGCUGCAUAUUACCGAUAUUAACUAUAUGGCUCCGCGUUAUCGUCUGGGCAGAACUAUUGUUCCAGCCACCAAAGACAGAUUCACAAAUAACCUGCCUGAUUUAUCUCAACUGCUCUGUGUACCCAUAAAUACACGUGAACUAGACAUUUACAUUUACAUUUACAUUUAUGCAUUUAGCAGACGCUUUUAUCCAAAGCGACUUACAUUGCAUUCAAGUUACAGUUUUUUUACAUUUUAUCAGCUCUAGACGAAAUGACUAGCA